Manihot esculenta (cassava) is the source of this 1677-nucleotide messenger RNA. RefSeq names its product COP9 signalosome complex subunit 4. The record is from RefSeq and is a predicted model, not a curated record. Gene Ontology annotation, cellular component: COP9 signalosome; cytosol. NCBI's taxonomy places the organism in Eukaryota, Viridiplantae, Streptophyta, Magnoliopsida, Malpighiales, Euphorbiaceae. Bases 473 to 1666 code for a protein of 397 amino acids. The transcript is spliced from 14 exons.
UUUAGUAAAUUGAACAGAAAAAAGAUUUAGGAAAGAAAAACGCAGGAGAUGUUUACUUGUAUUCAUGAAACAUAAAAGAUUCUAUAUUUCACUUCUAAAAAGAAAAAAAGAAAGUUAUACAAAUUAUCCUUUGAGAAAUCGGCAUAUUUCCACAUAUUACAUAUACACUGCUUAGUCACAGAACAAUUAUGAAAUGUUGCUGCUCGAUUGGCUAACAGGGAAACAUCAGAAGAACGCUCCGCACUUUAUAAAAAUAGCAGGUGGAUAUAUGACGUGUAGUUGCUUGAUUUGAUAUGAGAAAAACGCUAACAACAACGCCUCGUGCCUUAUAAGAACCCACAAACAAAUCGUUCACCACCAUCACCGUAAGUUGCAGACACUGUACCGGUAGCAGAGGAAGCCGAGAAAUUAUCCCAUAAGAAAAUUGAAAGGGUUUAGGGUUUGGAGGAGAAAAAGAUAAAACCUAACUACCAUGGAGAGUGCCUUUGCGAGCGCCUCGGCAAUCGCGGACCAGAGGCAAAAGAUCGAACAGUACAAGCACAUCCUCGCUUCCGUCAUAUCGUCAAACGACAUCUUUCAGGCCAAGAAGUUUAUCGAUCACGUGUUGUCCGACGAUGUGCCACUGGUGGUUUCGAGGCAGCUAUUGCAGACUUUUGCGCAGGAAUUGGGGAGAUUGGAGCCGGAGACGCAAAAGGAGAUUGCCCAUUAUAUUCUUGCUCAGAUUCAACCUCGGGUUGUUUCUUUUGAAGAACAGGUUUUAAUAAUUAGAGAGAAACUCGCUGAUCUAUAUGAGUCGGAACAACAGUGGUCAAAAGCAGCUCAGAUGCUCAGUGGCAUUGAUCUAGACUCUGGAAUGAGGGUCAUCGAUGAUACAUUUAGGUUAUCAAAGUGUGUUCAAAUUGCUCGCUUAUAUCUUGAGGAUGAUGAUGCAGUUAAUGCAGAGGCUUUCAUCAAUAAAGCGUCGUUUCUGGUUAGCAACAGCCAGCAUGAAGUAUUGAACUUACAAUACAAGGUUUGUUAUGCCAGGAUUUUGGACUUGAAAAGGAAGUUUUUGGAAGCUGCACUGCGUUAUUAUGAUAUAUCUCAAAUUGAAAAAAGGCAGAUAGGAGAUGAAACCAUUGAUGAGGAAGCUUUGGAACAUGCUCUCUCUGCUGCUGUGACAUGUACAAUCUUAGCUGCUGCAGGUCCUCAACGAUCCCGUGUUCUUGCCACUUUGUACAAGGAUGAACGAUGCUCGAAGCUAAAAGUUUAUCCUAUAUUGCAAAAGGUCUAUUUGGAGAGAAUUUUGAGGAAACCUGAAAUUGAUGCAUUUGCUGAAGAAUUAAAAGCACAUCAGAAAGCUCUUUUACCAGAUAAUUUUACUGUUCUGGAUCGUGCUAUGAUUGAGCACAAUCUUCUGAGUGCUAGUAAACUUUACACAAAUAUAAGUUUUGAUGAGUUGGGCACCUUGCUGGGAAUUCUUCCAAACAAGGCAGAAAAGAUAGCAUCAAGAAUGAUUUGUGAGGAUAGAAUGAGGGGAUCAAUUGACCAGGUGGAAGCUGUCAUUCACUUUGAGGAUGAUACUGAAGAGCUGCAGCAAUGGGAUCAACAGAUUGUUGGCUUGUGUCAGGCCUUGAAUGAUGUCCUGGAUAGUAUGGCAAAAAAGGGCUUACCAAUCCCUGUCUGAUUUUCCUCAAC